Microthlaspi erraticum is the source of this 1467-nucleotide messenger RNA. Lineage: Eukaryota; Viridiplantae; Streptophyta; Magnoliopsida; Brassicales; Brassicaceae. The record is from the annotation of a GenBank genome assembly.
AUGGCUGAGAGAAACUGGUUGGUUUCGUUCGAGGAUCUUCCUUGUCAUUUGAUCUUGGAGGUGUUGACCUCUGGACGGCUCAAUGCGGUUGAUCUGCUUAGCCUUGAAUUGACCUCAAAGGUUUUCGGAGGCAGCUAUGCUCUGUACCCUUUGAAAUUCAGAUCUUUAGCUGAUUACGCAGCGUCUCAGCUUUGCUCUGUACACCCUGUCUAUGUUGGGAUGGGUUUGACUACUCAGAAAGAGCUCUUUGCGAAUUGUGAGGGAAACUGGAAGCGGCUUUUGAGGUUCUUGCAGUCAGUUGAGCAAUCCUCGGAUAUGGUUGAAACCUCUGCAGGCAAUAUGCAAAUUACAACGGGGAGGUAUCACACGUUGCUAAUCAACAACUCAAAGGUUUACUCUUGUGGUUCGAGUUUGUCUGGUGUUCUUGCUCAUGGACCAGAAACUACUCAAUGCGUAGCGUUUACGCCUAUUGAGUUCCCUUUAUCUGCCCAAGUGGCUCAAGUCUCAGCCACACAGAACCAUUCUGCUUUUGUAUUGCAAUCUGGAGAGGUUCUCACAUGUGGUGAUAAUUCAUCGCAUUGUUGUGGUCACUUAGAUACUAGCCGUCCAAUAUUUAGGCCUAAGCUUGUUGAGGCAUUGAAAGGAACUCCUUGUAAGCAGGUGGCUGCUGGGCUGCACUUCACUGUGUUUCUAUCAAGGGAAGGUCGUGUGUUUACAUGUGGAUCAAACACACACGGACAGCUUGGUCAUGGCGAUACCUUGGACAGACCAGUACCCAAAGCUGUUGAAUUUCUUCAAAGCGUUGGCCCUGUGGUGCAAAUCGCAACUGGACCGAGCUAUGUUCUAGCUGUGACACAGGAUGGCUCGGUUUACUCGUUCGGCUCUGGUUCUAACUUCUGUCUUGGUCAUGGAGAGCAACAGGACGAGCUCCAGCCGCGUGUUAUUCAGGCUUUCAAAAGAAAAGGCAUUCAUAUCCUCCGUGUCUCUGCAGGCGAUGAACACGCCGUGGCACUUGAUUCCAAUGGCCGUGUAUACACAUGGGGUAAAGGUUACUGCGGUGCUCUAGGCCAUGGAGACGAGAACGACAAGAUUACUCCUCAAGCUUUAGUCAGUCUCAAGAACUGUCUCGCUGUCCAGGUGUGUGCAAGAAAGAGGAAGACGUUUGUAUUAGUGGAAGGUGGGUUGUUGUAUGGAUCAGGGUGGAUGGGAUUUGGAAGCCUUGGGUUCCCGGACAGAGGAGUCUCGGACAAAGUUCUGAGGCCGAGAGUGUUGGAGAGUCUGAAACCACACCGUGUCUCUCAAGUAAGCACCGGUUUGUAUCACACCAUAGUGGUCACUCAAGGUGGUCGCAUAUUCGGUUUUGGGGAUAACGAGAGAGCACAGCUUGGUCACGACUCACUCCGUGGCUGCUUAGAACCUACCGAGAUCUUUCUCCAUUGUGGCCGUUCUCGUAGCCGGCUUUGUUGA